UGGCUAAAAUUAUGCCUCAACAUAUUUUAAGAGCUGUGUUGGUAUCAUGUGUGGAUGCUAUAACCUACAAAGUUAGUGAAAAGUUGGUUGAUACAUUACAUUAGAAAACGCAAGCCAUGUCUAAAACACCUGGCUUUGAUGCACAUAAUGAUGGGCCUGGAUUUGUUGGUAUUCGAUUUUGCCAGGAAUGCAAUAAUAUGUUGUAUCCGAAGGAGGAUAAAGAAAAUAAAGUGCUGCUGUAUGCGUGUCGGAAUUGUGAAUAUAAACAGCUAGCUGACAGCAAUUGCAUUUAUGUCAACAAAAUUAUGCACGAAAUUGAUGAAUUGACACAUAUUGUGUCAGAUGUAAUCUCUGAUCCCACCUUGCCUCGGAGUGAGGAUCAUCCUUGCCCAAAGUGCAAUCACAGAGAGGCCGUAUUCUUCCAGGCACAGACACGACGAGCUGAAGAAGAGAUGAGACUUUACUAUGUGUGCACCAAUGCACACUGUGCACACCGAUGGACAGAAUAAGCAGCACAUGUGGGGUUCAUGUAUGUUUUAAUAUCUGACUCAAGAAGAGGUUGAAUGAAGAUGUUUUUCCCCUUGUGGAGGGGAAGAGGAAUGUGAUUUUGGUACAAGCUGACUAGUACAAUAUUGUAACUUGAUGUCAAUACAGACAUUCAUUCUCUUUGCUCUUGCAGGCUUACAUUAUUUUAUUAAUUAUUCAUUCAUGGCAGUUUAAACAGCGAUGCCUUUAGGUGUGCAUGCACUUGUGUGUGAAACUGAAAAACUGUCCAAUCACCAUAUUUCUGAUUGUAUCCUUAUGUGAUAAAAAUUUGUACAAAUUCAAUUGUAUGAUCUUCAACUUUUGUUUAUAAUUUAAAUAAAUUAAUAUGCAAGUUUCCUACA
Molecule: messenger RNA, 887 nt
Organism: Zootermopsis nevadensis
Lineage: Eukaryota; Metazoa; Arthropoda; Insecta; Blattodea; Termopsidae
Gene: Polr2I
Product: RNA polymerase II subunit RpII15
Biological process (GO): transcription initiation at RNA polymerase II promoter; transcription-coupled nucleotide-excision repair; maintenance of transcriptional fidelity during transcription elongation by RNA polymerase II
Cellular component (GO): RNA polymerase II, core complex
Molecular function (GO): DNA-directed RNA polymerase activity; nucleic acid binding; zinc ion binding
Source: RefSeq, a predicted model, not a curated record